This is a messenger RNA of Monoraphidium neglectum, 4758 nucleotides long. RefSeq lists its product as hypothetical. The transcript is spliced from 11 exons. The record is from RefSeq and is a predicted model, not a curated record. The coding region runs from base 1 to 4758 and encodes 1585 amino acids. Lineage: Eukaryota; Viridiplantae; Chlorophyta; Chlorophyceae; Sphaeropleales; Selenastraceae. Gene Ontology annotation, molecular function: calcium ion binding.
AUGGCCCACAGGUUGCUGCUGCAGAAGGGCUCCACAGACGCUACAUCUGACUGUGUCAUGCUGAUCGACCGCAUCACGAUGGUCAACAACACUGCGGGCGCCGACGGCGGGGCCAUGUAUUUUGAGUCGCCGCCCGACAUGCAGACCAACAUCACAGACAGCACUUUUGUAGGGAACACGGCGCUCGGCAAACCGACAGAGGACGUUGCGUUGAUGUGGUCGAUUGAGACGCGCGACCGGCGGCCUUGCUUUGAGCCAAGCACGACGCCGUGGGGCCUGGGAGGCGCGCUGUAUUUUGGCUACCAGUCUUACGGCAACAUUUUCUUGAAGCAGUCAACGUUCAAGGACAACCGCGCACAACAGGGCGGCGGCGCCAUGCUCGUUUGCGCCCUGGCAGACAGCGCGGACCGCUGGUCCACCCUCGCGAUUGAGGACUGCUCCUUCACCAGCAACUGGGCCGGCGAGGCCAACGGCACCGCGGGGACCACCUCGCAGGGCGGUGCGGUGCAGGUGCUCGGCACCUACCUUGAGACAUUGGUAAAGGGCUCCACGUUUCAGCGCAACACUGCGGGCAGCGGCGGGGCGCUGUCUUGGGCGGUCAGCAACGGCGAGCUGGCGCUCGCGCCGAUCGAGGUGGGGCGGCUCCUCCUGCAGCUCGACUAUGUGGCACCCGUCGGGUGGCCAAUGGAGCGUUGGCCGCUCAUGCUCAAGCAGCGCAAGGCGCUGCUUGCCGACAAGGCGGCCCCCAGCAAGUUCCUGGACAACAAUGCGCAGCACGGCGAUGGCGGCGCGGCCUCAGUUACAGGGCGGGGGUCAGUGGUCCUCUUCCUCAACACAGCUUUCGUGGGCAACAUGGCCGCAAAGCUGGGCGGCAUGGCCGCGCUUGCCAACGACCGCAGCCACCUGCUGGUCAUAGGCGGCGUCGUGACGAACAACACGGCCACCUCCGGCGGCGGCGGCGGCCUGAUGGCCCGCGGCGCGGGGCUGACCGCGACGCUUACGGGCGCCAAGUUCGCAAAGAACCGCGCGCUGAGCGGCACCUCCGCCGGCGGGGGCUUUGUCUGCCGUUCCUGCGGCAAUGUUGUGCUGGAGGGCGCCAGCUUCUCCGGCAACACGGCCGGCUCCCUCGGCGGCGGCGCGGCCAUCGUUCGAUCGACCAAGAACAUCGCGGUCGCGGGGUGCACGUUCCAAGGCAACCAGGUCAAGGCAGCGGAGGAGCCGGCUGCCACGGAGCGCAGGCGGCGGCUUCUGCAGAGCGAAGGCACCAUCGCGGACGCGCUGGCGGCGGCGACGGCGGCCCCGCCCGACGACAUGCUCUACCCUGGGGGCGGUGGGCUGUAUGCCGCUGCUGCCGGAACGGUGGCUAUCCGCGGCACGUCGUUCGUCGACAACACCGCACCAAACGGAGGUGGCGCCGUCGUCCGCACUGACCUGUGCAAGCUGAGUCCGCCCGCCCGCUGCCUGCUGCUGGAGGCCGGCAACAAGAUCACUGGCAACACCGCGCCCAGCGGCUCCGGCGGCGGCCUCCUCGUCAGCAACGCCUCCCUCGCCUACACCGACUGCGGGGCUUUGGGCGUCACGCCGCUGCCAGAGUGCUGGAGCCGCGCCAACGCGAGCGGCCCCACGGCGCUGGCGGCGCUGGGGCUGCCCGUCGGCAACACUGCUUUCAGCCCCGGGUCUCAGGACCUAGCCAGUGUCGCCGCGCAGCUCGUCGUGACCUGCGCGACCUCCGCUGCCGACGCGAAUACCGCCCUCUCGUUGGGCCGCACAGCCGCGGGCUGCACCGGCGCGCCGGGCGCGGCGGUGUUGGCACCGCCCCCGGAGGGGCUGGUGGCGCCGCCUGGCAGCACGCUGAGUGUGGAGAUCGCUGUCCAGGACUGGGCAGGCAACCGGGUCGUGGCUGGUUACGACGCCAACAUGGUCCUGCAGGCUCGCCCCUACACCGCCUCCGUCCCCGGCGGCAACUGGCUCUGGACGCCCCGCACCCUCGUCCUCGGCAACACCUCCAACACGAACAACGGCAUAGCGCAGUUCCUCGGCCUCGAGGUCAUCGCCGCGCCCGGCGAGUACCAGCUGCGGUUCACGCCCAUCUCCUCGCAGCGCAUCCAGAUGCGCCCGGCCACGCUCGGCCUGAGGAUCCGCAACUGCAUCGCCGGGGAGGCCAACAUCACCGCGCAGGCUGCCGGCAGCGCCGCCUUGGCCGGCGCGCUGAGCCUGGCACCGUGCCAGCAGUGCCGCGCGGGUACAGUCAGCCUGGACCCGCAGGCCUCCGGCGGCUGCAACCGCUGCGACGACGGCGUCCACGCGUUCUGCACCGGUGUGGGCAUGAUCCCGCGCGACGGCUUCUGGCACAGCCACCCCCGCAGCCCCGCCAUCCACCGGUGCCUGCACGCGGCCGCGUGCCGCGCGGGGGCGCGGCAGACGGAGCUUGCGCAGUGGGCGGCGACGCACGCGAUUUGGACCCUGACCGAGCUGGCGCCUAUAUACGAGGAAUACGUCGGCAUGCAGUGCGCCGAGGGCUACCAGGGCGUGCUGUGCGGCGAGUGCAGGCGCGGGUAUGGCAGGCACGGCCAGAGCUGCGUGCGCUGCGGACCCCUAGCGGCCAAUGGGUUCCUGUACUUCCUGGCCCUCACCUGGAUGGCGGUGCUGAUUGUGGCAUCGGCGUUCCUCCACACCAAGCAGGUCGGCCAGCGGCGCAACACCCUGCAACAGAAGGAUGCGGACCAGAGGUCGGGCUUUGCUCACGCGAUCGGCACCCCGCCGCUCACGCCAAAGGGCUUCAAGGCCGCCGCGGCCGACAACCCCGGGUCCUUGGGCGCCGCCCCCAGCGGCAGCUCAAGCGGCAGCCCUGAGCCUGGCUCGCCGAUGGCGACCCCGUUUGCCGUCCCUGUGGCAGCCAGCGUGCGCGACGACGCGUCGGUCGCGCGGCCGGACCAGGACGGCGGCAGCGAGGACGGCGCGGCCGGGGGUAACGCAGCAAAGCGAUCAACGGCUCAAAAUUUCACCGCUCGCUGGAGGGGGGUGGGGAACAAGUUCUGGAGGAGCAGCGCCCUCGCCAGCGCCUGGAGUCGCGGCACGUCCAGCGGCGGCGCCCUCACCGGGGCCUCGAGGCGAGGCAGCGCGGGCACCGGCGCCUCGAGCGGCGCCGGUGUGGGGAUCGACUACGGCGGCGCCGCUGGCGGCAAGUUGGGCAAAGGCCCGCUUGAGUCGAUCAACAGCAUCGUGGGCAACGACAAGGGCGCCGCGGCUGGGCUGACCGCAGCGCAGACCGCCCUGCAGCGGCGGCAGGCGUCGCGUUUCUGGAUGGGCGACGUGUUCAAGCUGCUCAUCACGCACUUGCAGCUCCUGGGGCUGCUGCGCACAAUCAGGAUGGACUGGCCUUCGGGCUUCGAGAAGGUAAUCUCCGCGCUGGACCAGACGCAGCCGAUCUCCUCAUGGGUCGUCAUGGAGUGCGUGUAUAACAACAUCCCUGGGGGCCUGCGGCCCUCGCUGGCGCGCACGCUCACGAUCCUGCUGCUGCCAGCCGGCGCCGCCCUCCUGACGCUGGCCUUUUGGGGGCUCCGCGCGGGCCUGGCCACCGUCAGGCGCCGCGAGGAGCACGACGUCCAGCAAACCACUGUGUGGGACCAGUACUGGCCGCGCGUCGUCAUGACCCUGGGGAUGGUCAAUUUCUAUCUCUACCCUCAGGUCUCCGGCGCCGUCGUGUCCAUCCUCUUCGCGUGCACACCUGUGGACGACCCCGGGCGCAUCGAUGCGUCCUUCCUCCCCAUCGACCCCUCGGUCAACAUCAAGACCGCGGACACCGCUGUCGCGCCCGUGGGCGUGGUCGCCAGCGCGCUGGCCGCGCUCAAGGCGGUGGGGACGUACUGGGACUACGACACCAGCAUGCAGUGCUGGACAGGGGAGAUGAGGUGGAUGCUGGCGCUGGGCAUCGUGUGGCUGCUGAUCUUCUGCUUGGGGUUCCCAGCGGCCAUGGCGGUGCGCCUAGCCACCAUCAAGCGCAACAACCUCACGGUCGACAUGAAGUUUGGAUUCUUCUUCGACUCGUUCAGGGCCCAGUUCUACUACUGGGAAUCAGUCAUCCUCCUCGAGAAGCUGGCGGCUGUGGUGGCCCUCACCGCCACCCAGCGCCUCGGCGCUGCUCCCCAGGUCCUGGCGGCCCACCUGGUGCUGUUCGUGGCGCUGCUGCUGCAAUUUUGCUACCACCCCUACGCCUGCAACAUGCUGGAUUCAUUGCAGGUCGCGAGCCUCGUGUCUCUGACCGGCACCACCAUAGCCCUCAUGGCGCCUGCCCUGAACCAGGCCAUGGCGCCCGGCCUGCUGGGGGACAGCUCCCAGUCGGUCGCCGUGGUCGGGACUGCCAUUGGAAUAGCGGGAUUUCUCAACAUCGUCGUCGUGGUGGCGUUCCUGUUCAUCCUGGUGCGCGAGGCGCGGCGCAUGCUGGUGGCGUCGCUCGACAAGGACGGGAAGGGCAAGGUGACUUUUGCGGACAUCAGGGCGGCGCUCGGCAGCGUCGUUGUGCAGACCCUCUUGCCCCAGACUAGCACGUUCUCGCCGCUCAGCCGCGCGGGCUCAGGCCCGGGCCCGACGGGCACAGGCGGCACGGGUGGCUCCGCGGCGCGGCGCGCGGCGUCUGUCGUGGCCCCGGUGCCAGCGCCGACGACAGCGCCAGCGCUGGCUUUGGCGCCGUCAGUGGCGCCGUCGCCGUCACUGGCGCCCCGGCCGUCAGCAGGUUCUGGGGCUGCUGCAGCCCCGUGA